AUGGAAAACGAGACCGUCAGUGAACUGAACCAAACACAGCUUCAGCCACGAGCAGUGGUGUCCCUGGAGUACCAAGUGGUCACCAUCUCACUCGUGCUCGUUAUCUGUGGGCUGGGCAUCGUGGGCAACAUCAUGGUAGUCCUGGUGGUCUUGAGAACCAAGCACAUGAGGACGCCCACGAACUGCUACCUGGUGAGUCUGGCAGUAGCUGAUCUCAUGGUCCUAGUGGCUGCAGGCCUUCCCAACAUCACAGACAGCGUCUACGGCUCCUGGGUCUACGGCUAUGUCGGAUGCCUGUGUAUCACUUACCUGCAGUACCUGGGAAUUAAUGCAUCCUCUUGUUCAAUAACAGCCUUCACCAUUGAGAGGUACAUAGCCAUCUGCCACCCCAUCAAAGCUCAGUUCCUCUGCACGUUUUCCAGAGCCAAAAAGAUCAUCAUCUUUGUCUGGGGUUUCACAUCCAUUUAUUGUAUGCUCUGGUUCUUUUUGCUGGAUCUCAAUAUUAGCACCUACAAAGAUGCUAUUGUGGUGUCCUGUGGCUACAAGAUCUCCCGGAAUUACUACUCACCUAUUUACCUAAUGGACUUUGGGGUCUUUUAUGUUGUGCCAAUGAUCCUGGCCACUGUCCUCUAUGGAUUCAUAGCUAGAAUCCUCUUCUUAAAUCCCAUUCCUUCAGAUCCUAAAGAAAACUCUAAGACAUGGAAAAAUGAGUCAACCCACCAGAACAAGAACUUGAAUUUAAAUACCUCUAAUAGAUGUUUCAACAGCACAGUAUCUUCAAGGAAGCAGGUCACCAAGAUGCUGGCAGUGGUUGUCAUUCUGUUUGCCCUUUUAUGGAUGCCCUACAGGACUCUUGUCGUUGUCAAUUCAUUUCUUUCCAGCCCUUUCCAAGAAAAUUGGUUCUUGCUCUUUUGCAGAAUUUGCAUUUAUCUCAACAGCGCCAUCAACCCAGUGAUUUACAAUCUCAUGUCCCAGAAAUUCCGUGCAGCCUUCAGAAAGCUCUGCAACUGCAAGCAGAAGCCGAUGGAGAAACCCGCUAACUACGGCGUGGCCCUGAAUUACAGCGUCAUCAAGGAGUCAGACCACUUCAGCACCGAGCUCGACGACAUCACCGUCACUGACAGUUAUUUGUCCGCUACGAAGGUGUCUUUUGAUGAUACCUGCUUGGCUUCUGAGGUAACCUUUAGUCAAAGUUGACUCAUGAAUUAGAAGAAAAUGGACCACAAACAUCGACGUCCUCAGAACGGGAAGACUGAUCUAACUUCACUCAAGACUAAACCUGGACCUGGCAUAGCUUAUGUAGAAGCGUAAAUGUCCUUUCAAACGUAUUUAUGUACCAGAAAAUACUGUUCUGCGAGCUUUCAUGUUCAUAGAAUCGUUUUUAAAUUAUGGAAAACCUAAUACUUCUACUUAGAACCUCAUUUAAAGGCAGGAAUCGUGUGUGGAGUUGAACUGCUUAAUAUGGCUUUUUCCUUCCAGAACAAAGAGGAGGUUUCAUAUUUCUUAGAUUUCAGUCAGAAAGCAAUAGAAGAAUACUCAGUAUGCGCAAAACUGCUGCAGAAAUUCGUUUCAGAAAACAAAAGGCUCUUCCCAUUCUUAUGAAGCUCACAAUCCAAUGAGGAAAACAAGAUGUAACCAUUUGGCAAUAUUUAAAAUAUGAAUCUGAGAUAGCAGAUGGAUGAUAGAAAUGAUUGUUAAUCAUCAAUUUGGAAAUGUCUUGGGAUAACUUUCAAUAUAAAAAUCACUUACAUAUUCUGAUUCCAUUUUAUAGACUGUAAUUAUAAAUAUCAAUUAAUUUAAUUUUUAACUACACAGGGAAAAAGAAAGGUCAAAUGAACC
This is a messenger RNA of Nycticebus coucang (slow loris), 1839 nucleotides long. It is a transcript of the gene TRHR, whose product is annotated as thyrotropin releasing hormone receptor. Gene Ontology annotation, molecular function: thyrotropin-releasing hormone receptor activity. Gene Ontology annotation, cellular component: membrane. Lineage: Eukaryota; Metazoa; Chordata; Mammalia; Primates; Lorisidae. The transcript is spliced from 3 exons. The record is from RefSeq and is a predicted model, not a curated record. Bases 1 to 1197 code for a protein of 398 amino acids. Gene Ontology annotation, biological process: phospholipase C-activating G protein-coupled receptor signaling pathway.